This is a messenger RNA of Paraglomus brasilianum, 4284 nucleotides long. NCBI's taxonomy places the organism in Eukaryota, Fungi, Glomeromycota, Glomeromycetes, Paraglomerales, Paraglomeraceae. The record is from the annotation of a GenBank genome assembly.
AUGGCUACUAAUGGUUUAUCUACAAACACACACGAAUCCGAUGAGGUCACGGUGGUGGAUGAAAUAUCUGUCCAACUUACUCCCAGAAAAUAUCAACUCGAGUUAUUUGAAAGGGCCAAGACGGACAACAUUAUUGCCGUAUUGGAUACGGGCAGCGGGAAGACGUUUAUUGCGGUAUUACUUAUUAAAGAAACGGUUGCGGAGGAGAGAAGACUAAGAAUGACCAGGCGUGAGACAAAACUCUCCUUUUUUUUAGUGAAUCUAGUCCCCCUUGUAUUUCAACAAGCGGCUGUCAUAAAAGCAAAUUGUGAUGUAAAGGUUAAACACUUUUGCGGUGAAAUGGGCGUUGAUCUAUGGACAGAGAAGAUAUGGAAGCAAAAUUUCGAAGAAUUUGAAGUAGCAGUGAUGACUGCACAAAUAUUUCUGAAUAUUCUUCGACAUGGAUUUAUUUCAAUGUCCCAGGUUAACCUCAUUGUUUUUGAUGAAUGCCAUCAUACGUCAAAACGCCAUCCAUACAACCUUAUCAUGAUGGAAUUUUACGAUCGAUGCCCAGCCGAUCAACGACCAAAAAUCUUUGGCAUGACGGCAUCACCUGUUAACACGCGUAAAAUGAUAUCGGCAAGUCAGUUAGAACAUAGCUUAUCAGCCAGAAUUUUCACAGCAUCUGAUACAGACGAACUCCGCCAAUUUGUGAACCGUCCCGAAGAAAUUGCCGUUUACUACGAUACCGCUCCCCGCUAUGGAGAUACUCAGCUCUCCGCGUCAAUACAAAGAGAUUGUUCGAGUUCCGAAAAACUCCAGAAGUGUCUUUGCAGCACUAAAUUUUGUCUCGAAGCGCUCGGACCAUGGUGUUCUGAUCGCAUAUGGAAGCAUUUUUUCGAUGACUCUAUAGAAAAGCAAGGCGGUAAGCUCGAUCCGUCACUAUACAAGAUAGAUCUUCUGGACGAUGAGAAAAAGUUGGUUUUCCAAGCGCUCACUUACAUCGAUGAAUAUAAACUUGAGAAGCCGAUACUUGACAAACGUUUAUUGUCCCCGAAAGUGUUGCGGCUUAUUGAGAUUUUGGAGUGUUUUGUAGAGGUAUCCGAGGAGUUUUGCGGAAUCGUAUUCGUUGAGCGAAGGGAUACAGCAGUAGCACUGAAUUUCUUGAUAAAAGAAAUUGAAUCACUCAAAUUUCUUAAAUCGUCCAUAUUGGUUGGACAUGGGAUGGCCGUUGAUGGAGAUGUACAGAUGCGAUUUCGGCAGCAGAACAGGGUUAUAAAUGCCUUCCGUUCGGGUGAGAUUAAUCUGCUUAUCGCAACAAAUGUAGCCGAAGAAGGUUUAGACAUUCAGCCAUGUAAUGUCGUCAUUCGUUUCGACUUUUUCAACACCCUUCGUGCCUAUAUCCAAUCUCGCGGUAGGGCGAGAAAAAAGAACUCUAAAUACAUUGUCAUGCUUGAGAACGGGAAUUCCAGGGAGCAAUCUAUUCUUAGGGAAAUUAGUGAAGCCGAUCAAAAGAUGCGUGAAUGGUGUGCCACACUUCCUGAGGACCGCCGAUUGUUUCUGGUAAACGAGGAUGAUUCAGACGUUGACGAUGACGACGAGGAAGGCCCAGUGGUCGAACGAUAUCAUAUUGUUCCUUCGACUGGUGCUUUACUUAGCUACGAAUCGGCGGUGUCAUUGGUAUAUUAUUAUUGUUCGAAACUGCCAAAAGAUGCUUACUGUAACUUGGUGCCAGAGUUUGAUAUCGAGUCGGUGAGCGGGAGUUUUGUCUGUACGAUAGCACUACCCAAUAAUGCGCCAAUUAGAACGGUGGCAGGCGAACCGAUGAGGAGCCGAGGUUUGGCAAAAAAGUCUGCUGCCUUCAAAACUUGCAUAAAGCUGUAUGAGAAUAAGGGACUGAAUGAUCAUUUGCUGCCGGAUGUUGAGUGGAUCGAAGAGGAUCAUGAGAUGACCAAAGAUAAAGAUGGCCUCACAGAAGGAGCACGCAAGACUAGACGGGAGUAUAAUAUAAAAAUCCCUGAUUUUUGGGGAGCAAAAAAGGAAAAGCCUUUGGUGAGUGAGGAGACAGAAGAAGGAUCAACCCCCGCCGAUGAUACAGAAGAACUGGGGCCGAUGCCGGAUGAGUUGUAUGCUACAAUAUUUAAACUCGAUAUUGAAAACGAGACAUACGACGGACAGUCAUAUCGUGUUAUGUGUAUGCUUACGCGAAAAGAAUUUCCUAGUGUGCCUGAUAUUCAGAUUUUCUUCCAUGGUGUUAGCAAGUUGGUAAAAGUUAUUCCAUACUCGAAACCUAUCAAGUUGGGUAGAGAAAAACUAGAAUUGGCUUUCAACUUUACUAUUCGGCUAUUUACUUCGAUCUUUAAUAAGAAGUACGUGGCUGACUUGGACGAGUGUGUCUAUUUGUUCUUACCCCUCAUGAAAGAUACCAAAGUCGAUGAGAACUCGCUUGAUCAUAUUGAUUGGGAUGGUGUUAAGACAGCUAUUGGAUGUAGUCAACGUCCAAUAGAUCUCAACGAUAUCGAGAGUUUAAGGGAUGCCGUGAUUAUUGACCAUUCUGAGGAUAGUCGUAGAUACUUUGUCGAUGAUAUUAGAUAUGACCUUACACCACUGAGUCCUGUUCCCGAGAGCAGGUUUACAAGAGAACUUGGACAUGAGAAUUUUGCUGCAUACUACAAGGCACGUUUUGAUCUAGAACUGCAAAAUCCCAACCAGCCCAUGCUGCAAGUACGAAAGAUCUCUCGAGUUAUGAACUUUUUACAACCAAUACCUGGGGCAAUUCCGAUAGUGAAAGGACGAACGGCUGCUUUUCUCAUACCUGAAUUUAGUAAUGAGUACACGAUCAAGGGAUCCGUCUUCCGCUCCGCUAUGAUGAUUCCAACUAUUCUUGUCAGACUCGACUCAUUACUAUUGGUUCAAGAACUACGCGCUCGGCUCACCUUAUACGUUGACGAUCUUCAAGCUCUGGAAGCUUUAACGACACCAUCUGCCAAUAUGGAAAUGAAUUAUGAAAGGCUAGAAACAUUAGGUGACGCAUUUUUGAAAUUUAUAACUACAGUUCACCUCUACGUCAGCUUUCCUGAGAAACACGAGGGACAACUUCACUGUCAGCGUAUUCGCAUUAUAUGUAAUAAGAAUCUUUAUCGCGCUGCCAAGAGACUUCGCUUAUACGGAUACAUCAAAUCCCAACCAUUCAAUCGUCGAUCAUGGCGUCCUAUAGCAAUGAGAACAGAUUAUGAUACUCCCGAGUUGCGUGCUCUGGAAAAAGUGCAAGAGUUAGCUGACAAGCAAAUAGCAGAUGUGGUCGAGGCAUUACUCGGAGCGUCAUACCUAAGCAGCACGACUGAAUUGGCGCUGAAGACAGCAAUUGCGUUGGCCAUUCAAUUUGGCGAUAUAACCGAGUGGAAACAAUUUCAUGAGACUAACAGAAACCCACCGAGGGUGGAGGAGGGGAAGUUGCACAACUUGGACAUUGCAAAGAUAGAACAAAUUUGUGGUCAUACGUUCAAGAACAAGAUACUUAUUGCCGAGGCCCUGACUCAUGCGAGUUUGCCCAAUUCUCAGACGUCGUGCUAUCAGCGAUUGGAAUUCCUUGGUGAUGCUAUACUGGACUUCUUGACAGUAAAAUAUCUUUUUGAACAAUACCCAGAGGGUACUCCUGGUCUUAUUACUGAUCUCAAAGAUGCCUCGGUUAACAAUCAUAUAUUGGGUGCUAUAUGUGAAAUACUGGAUCUUCACAAACAUAUUAUUCACUUUUCCCCUAAACUAAUGUCUGCUAUUACCGAGUUUGUAGAAGCUGUUGAUAAAAUGAGAGAAGAGGGUACAGCCGUCGGAGAGUAUUGGAGUGACAUUGACGUGCCUAAAGUAUUGAGCGAUGUUAUAGAGAGUAUGUUAGGAGCAGUGCUUGUGGAUGCAGAAUUUGAUAUUGCCGCACCACAAAAGAUGUUUGAUAGAUGCAUCCAACCAGUAUUAAUGAAGCAUGUUACGCCUGAAACACUGAAAGUACAUCCAGUGAAGGAACUCACGGAAUAUUUGCACAAGCAAGGAUGUAGCAUGGUAUUAUUAAGAAACCACACAACGGAGACUGGAAUUGAGGCAGCAUGUACAAUCUUUAUUCAUGAUACAGCAGUUGCUAAUACAACAGCCAACAACAUUCGUACAGCUCGUAAGACAGCCGCUGAAGCAGUCAUGAAGAAAAUCAAGGAUGAACCUUGGUUUUUGGAGUCAGUGUGUUCCUGUAUCGCGUUGCCCAAGGAUGAUAGCGUUUUGAGAGAUGAUGCAUACGAUGAAGAGACUUAUGUUGAUUAG